AUGGCAGCUGUUUCCCUGAGAGAGGGCGGUCCCGCUCUUAAAGGGCCGUUCGAUUUUGAGGACAGCCCGCUCAGUCGUUCAGCGAGACAGCCUUUACUAUUGGGCGUGUUUCUUGACCUGCUUGAUGCUAAGAAGUCUAGCUAUCCCUCGAGCAAUAGCUGGACGUUCGACUAUAAUGUCGAUAUUGUUCGCAAGGCCGAUGAAUUGGGGUUUGAUGUGGCCUUUAGCCGCACGCAAUGGCUACCCAAAGGCGGCUAUGACAACGAAGCGUCCCUCGAUGCCUUUAUUGCUCUUGGAGCCAUGGCUGCCGUGACAAAGAACAUAUUACUUAUCUCGACUAUACACGUUCUAUACGGGCCUCUUCAUCCAUUGCAUAUUGCCAAGUAUGGAGCUACACUAGAUCACAUUUCCAAAGGCCGCUGGGGUAUUAACAUCGUUACUGGGCAUCGUGCUAUUGAGCAUCAAAUGUUUGGUUGGAACCGCAUUGAGCAUGACAAGAGAUACGAGAUGGCAGCUGAGCUGUUUGAUGUGGUAAACAGUCUUUGGGGAGAAACUGAGAAUCUAACGUACGAGGGUCGCGUGUCUCCUUGGAAACUUGAGAACGCGUGGAUAACUCCAAAGCCCUUAUAUGGUCGACCGGUCCUAGUGAACGCUACGGGAUCUGCCGCCGGUAUUGACUUUGCAGUGCAUUACUCAGAUCUGAUCUUCAUCACCUCACCCGGAGGGGCCCAUAUCGAAAGCGCCCUGGAAACAUUACCCGACCAUAUAAGCAAGAUAAAAGACGCUGCCAAGGCCACUGGUCGCACUAUAAAAACUCUGAUCAACCCCAUUAUUGUCUCACGAGAUACGCGCGAAGAGACCGACACGUACUUAAAGAACAUUGUCGAUGGUAUGGCAGAUAUCGCGAAGGACGUGAAAUUCGGAGGCAACCCUAAAUAUGACAGCGAUGCGCAUGCUUGGCGUGGUCGACAAGAUAAGAGCCAUAAGCAAGGAUACAACCUCGGCGGCAACAUAGAAAUCAUUGGCACCCCCAAAGAAGUGGUGGAGCAGCUUGCUGCUCUGCAUCGCAUUGGAGUUGACGGCGUGCAGCUUGGCUUUUACGAUUGGAAAAUCGAUUUAGAUCAUUUCGCGCUAAAGAUUCUCCCACUGCUCAAAGAAGCUGGUCUCCGCGUAGAUUGA
Molecule: messenger RNA, 1179 nt
Organism: Phaeoacremonium minimum UCRPA7
Lineage: Eukaryota; Fungi; Ascomycota; Sordariomycetes; Togniniales; Togniniaceae
Product: putative flavin utilizing monooxygenase protein
Exons: 1
Coding region: 1-1179 (392 amino acids)
Molecular function (GO): oxidoreductase activity, acting on paired donors, with incorporation or reduction of molecular oxygen
Source: RefSeq, a predicted model, not a curated record